Messenger RNA from Drosophila biarmipes, 1566 nucleotides. RefSeq names its product probable citrate synthase 2, mitochondrial. The record is from RefSeq and is a predicted model, not a curated record. The coding region runs from base 116 to 1543 and encodes 475 amino acids. Lineage: Eukaryota; Metazoa; Arthropoda; Insecta; Diptera; Drosophilidae. The transcript is spliced from 4 exons. Gene Ontology annotation, biological process: tricarboxylic acid cycle; carbohydrate metabolic process. Gene Ontology annotation, cellular component: mitochondrial matrix.
CCCACUUGAUUGUACACAGAAGGCUGUGUGUACACUCUCAUACUGACAAUAUUCCCACAUUUCGAUCUCUUUCUUUAAAAUUCUAAAUUCCCUGCGAUUUCCCUCGACUUUUGCCAUGCACAAAACUACCAAAUGCAGAUGCCACAAAAGCUUCUUAAAGACCGUUCUCAGCCGUUCCCUGGCUGACUGUAAGAAUGGAGGCGGCAAGGGCAUAAAAGCCAAGUUGGCCAAAAAAAUACCCAUAGAGCGAGAAAAGUUUCUGGGUAUCAAGUGUUUGCAUGGCAAUAAGUUUAUUGGCCAGAUCUCCGUCAACAGCGUCAUGGGGGGAAUGCGAGGACUGCCGCUCCUGUUUUGCGAGACCUCCAGCCUGGACAAAAACAAGGGCAUAUAUUACCGCGGUAUCUUGUUGAAGGAUGUGUGUGCCAAGCUGCCGCGUGUGAAGGAGGGCUCCCAGGAGGGCACCCCGGAGGGCUGCUUCUACCUGCUGACCACCGGGCUGAUGCCCACCAAGGAGGAGGCCGAGGAGGUGACCGAGGAGUGGCUGAGGCGAGGCACUGUUCCGCGCUACUGCCUGCGGAUGGUGGACUCCAUGGACAAGCGGGUGCACCCCAUGGCCCAGCUGUGCGCCGCCUGCGCAUGCCUUAGUUCGCAGAGCAAGUUCGUCGAGGCCUACAAUAAGGGGGCCAAGAGAGCGGUCUACUGGGAGUCCGUCUACGAGGACUCGAUGAACCUGUGCGCCAUGCUGCCCACCGUAGCGGCGGCCAUUUACAACAACGUUUUCCACGACGGCGAGGGUACCCGGGAGAUCAACCCGGAGCAGGAUUGGUCAGGAAACUUCUGCCGCAUGCUGGGACUGCCGGACGAGGACUUCAUCGACCUCAUACGCCUCUACAUGACCCUGCACGCCGAUCACGAAAGCGGCAACGUUUCCGCCCACGCCUGCCACCUGGUCGGCUCGGCGCUCAGCGAUCCCUUCCUGUCCUUCUCGGCCAGCAUGUGCGGCCUAGCUGGCCCACUGCACGGCUUGGCUAACCAGGAGGUACUCGUCUGGCUGACGAAGCUCAGGGAGGCCAUUGGCGAUGAGCCGAGCGACGACGAGCUGAAGAAGUUCAUCGACGACACGCUGAAGGGCGGGCAGGUUGUUCCCGGCUAUGGACAUGCCGUGCUGCGGGACACCGAUCCCCGGUUCGUCCUGCAAAACGAGUUUGCCAUGAAGCACUGCAAGGAUGAUGCGGGCGUCAAGCUGGUGACUCGUCUGUGGAAGAUCGUUCCGGAGGUGCUGAAGAAGCUCAACAAGGUGGCCAAUCCGUAUCCCAACGUGGACGCCCAUUCGGGUGUCCUGCUGCAGCACUACUGCCUGAAGGAGCUGCAGUACUACACGGUACUCUUCGGAGUUUCCCGGGCUCUGGGAGUUCUGGCCCAAACGAUUUGGUCUCGGGCCCUGGGCGCACCCAUCGAGAGGCCGAAGUCCUUCUCCUCCUCGGAACUGUGCAACUUCAUCAAGCAAGCUGACAAAAAGGCAAAAGAGAAUAAAAAGUGCUGAGGUACAACAGGUUAAAACACCAA